This is a messenger RNA of Nestor notabilis (Kea), 882 nucleotides long. RefSeq names its product syntaxin-1A-like. Gene Ontology annotation, biological process: synaptic vesicle fusion to presynaptic active zone membrane; exocytosis; intracellular protein transport. The transcript is spliced from 8 exons. Gene Ontology annotation, cellular component: endomembrane system; presynaptic active zone membrane; plasma membrane. Gene Ontology annotation, molecular function: SNARE binding; SNAP receptor activity. The coding region runs from base 1 to 783 and encodes 260 amino acids. The record is from RefSeq and is a predicted model, not a curated record. Lineage: Eukaryota; Metazoa; Chordata; Aves; Psittaciformes; Psittacidae.
AUGGAGAAGGCAGCUGGUGACAGGCGGGUGACGCCGUGCUGGGGAGGAGCGGGCGGCUGCAGCGAGCGUGCCGGGGAGCACGUCGGCACUGCUGGGCACAGCGCCGCUCCCAGCCCUGAGCGCGAAACGAAGGAGGAGCUGGAAGAGCUGAUGUCUGACAUAAAAAAAACGGCAAACAAAGUACGCUCCAAGCUAAAGAGUAUUGAGCAGAGCAUUGAACAAGAGGAAGGACUGAACAGGUCAUCUGCUGACUUGCGGAUAAGGAAAACUCAGCACUCAACGCUGUCACGCAAGUUUGUGGAGGUGAUGUCCGAGUACAACGCCACGCAGACUGACUACCGGGAGCGCUGCAAGGGCAGGAUCCAGAGGCAGCUGGAGAUCACUGGGAGGACCACCACCAGUGAGGAGCUGGAGGACAUGCUGGAGAGCGGCAACCCGGCCAUCUUCUCCUCUGGGAUCAUCAUGGAUUCAAACAUCACCAAGCAGGCACUGAACGAGAUUGAGACACGGCACAGUGAGAUCAUCAAACUGGAGAACAGCAUCCGAGAGCUACACGACAUGUUCAUGGACAUGGCCAUGCUGGUGGAGAGCCAGGGUGAGAUGAUUGACCGCAUUGAGUACAACGUGGAGCACUCAGUGGACUACGUGGAGCGGGCUGUGUCCGACACCAAAAAAGCAGUGAAGUACCAGAGCAAAGCCAGACGGAAGAAGAUCAUGAUCAUUAUCUGCUGUGUGAUCCUGGGCAUCGUCAUCGCCUCCACCUUCGGUGGCAUUUUCGGCUAGACUCACCCCACGGGACUGUUUGUGUGCGAUGGACGGAGCUGCGUGUGCCGUGGGGCCGCAGCCGCACUGGAGCAAACCACGCAGCCCCGGAGCCUCCCA